Molecule: messenger RNA, 1605 nt
Organism: Penicillium mononematosum
Lineage: Eukaryota; Fungi; Ascomycota; Eurotiomycetes; Eurotiales; Aspergillaceae
Exons: 2
Coding region: 1-1605 (534 amino acids)
Source: RefSeq, a predicted model, not a curated record
AUGGAUGUGCCUCCACCACCUCGUCACUCAAUCUCCAGUGGCCGUCUGCCUAGGAUUCGGGCUCGCGCUGGUACCAAUGUUUGCGCACGCAUGGACAUGGAUAUGUUCCAGUUCCACGGCUCGGAUGUUCCUCUGCCCUCAAUUGAAGUGCCCCAGUCGACUACCGAUUUCGAGCCACCUUCAUUCCGCGAUUUUGCCAAUGACGAGAGAUAUCUUGCGCCUCCUCGCGCGCGAAUAGAUUUUAAAACGCCGCCUGCGCAGAUCCGCGGCACACCUUUCGAUUCCUGCGACACUGGAAACCCGUGGCCAUCGUGGGACCAAACGCCUGGCCCAAACAACAUCAAGCGCCCUGACUCGGCCUGCUCGAGUCUGUCAAAUUCUUCAAUAGAAUCCAUCGAAACGUUCGCAUCGCGACCAUCUGUAGGAAGUUUCACCAGUGUCGAGAGCGAUCUGUUUGACUCGCACUUCCCUUUAGAAAUGUCCAAAGAACCUGAGAUUGAGUCGCCUUCGCGACCUCAGAAGCAGGCGGCGAAUGUCAAAGUGUCCAAGAAGUCCUGGACUCGCGAGAUGGAUACCCACUUGUGGAAUACCUAUCAGAUUUAUCUUCAGGAUCCCACAAUGACUCCAUUCAAGAUGACACCUGGCAGUAUCCCCCCUCUGGGGGUCACCUCGCGUGUUGCGCGACGCGCCAAGAAGACAUGGGGCCAAAAGAGCAGUCGCAUUGUUGAAUCUGUCUCGAAAUCUGUUGAUCCCAUCGAAAUUUCUACACCCAAAGCUGUGCACGAGGAGAUAAAACCUGCCUGGCCCAAGUCUGACCCCAAGACUCGACGACGCCUCAAGAUGCUAUGUCGACGCAAAUUCUCGAUUUCUCCACACUAUCAGCGCAUCAUGCAGUCUCGCACUCCCGAGCCUGUCGUCGAUAUGUUCGGCCCUCCUACGGAUACCCGCGUCAAAGACUUUGCUGAUAGCUCGGCCUACACUACUCGUGACCUCGGCGUUUCUCUUGUCUCCGAGCCGACUGCACUCUCUCAGGUUACACAAGACUUGCCGUUGGCCACGGACUGGUUUAACAACCCCGUGUCUGCUCAUGCCGAGCCAGCAGUGGCCAAGACCCCUAGUCAGCAUAUUCGUGUGGAAUCUGCUCCUAGCAUUCCUCGCCUGGGAUCUCCUGCUCGACGUGAGACCGUCCAUGUUCCGGGUUAUCGUGCCCGACGCAACACCUACUUCGACCAGUCUUUGCCCAAAACUGAUGAUGUAUUCACGAGCAUAUCCAGAGAACAGAAUAAUCCUUCCGAUCAAGAGAUUGAACGUCGCUUGGAGAACUAUGUCCGUCACAACAAGUUCCAAGACAUGGGCCAUGGUCGGGUCCGCAUUCGCAAUCGUGGAGCUACCACUAGCGCUGUUAAUCCCAGAGAUAUGGACCAGCUAUUCUCUCCGCCCUCGUCCCUCAACUCAGGCCCAAUUGAACCCGAGGAGACUACACCCGUUCUGAAACCCCCCUAUGAACCCAUUGUUGGACCUUGGCGAAAACAUCAAACGCCUUGGCUCACCCUUCCGGAUCGAAGGAGCACACAAGCGUCGCGAAGCUCCGAAGCGAGCCACUAG